UAUUUAUAUUGCCAAGAAUGUUUGAUAUCAAACCGAUGCACAUGAGUUUGUCUCAUUUAUCAGUGAAGUUUAGAUUUGAAUAGCCAAAGCAAUAUUACUUUUAGGUGUUUUUUGUUGAUUAAUCUUGGUAACGUUAAUAUAACCGAACGUAAUUAAUGCAUGUUUGUUGAUGAAAAGGAACUUACCAUCAGGCAAGUUUUCCAAAACUUUUCAAUGUUUAAGUGUCACACUAACAAACGUGUAGUAAGGCCUACUUUGUCUGGUGUUGUUGAACUAACAUGUCAUGUUGAUUUCUGCAGUGCAAAGUAUGAGACUUUGACAGCUUUUUACUCUCAUUUGAAAACACACAUUAGAGAGGGGAAAACAGUUGCUUGUCCUUAUAAACACUGUAGCAAGAGCUUCACUGUUUUAUCAAUAUUUAUAUCACUCAUGAGUCGGAAAGAUAAAAAUGGGGCUGAGGAAAAUUUGGUUGAGUCUGUUGUGAAUCCUGGUGUUUCCCAUGAGAGUGAACAAGAUCAGUCUGAUAUGCAGAUCGAUCCUCCCAGUGAUGCAGGUGAUGAACAAGAGAUUUACCCAGAAAUUGCUGAUGAAUCACAGUUCUUUAAAAAUUUAGCCCUAUUUUAUUUGAAAUUGCAAGCAAAGUGUUUGCUUCCAUCCUCUGUCAUCCAGACAAUUAUUGAAGAUUUUCAGGAAAUACAUGACAUAAGCCAGUUACAUUUGCUUUUCAAACUAAAAGAGAAGUUGAUUACACUUGGGAUUUCAGAAACUGACACAAACAAUGUGAGUGAAGUCAUGAAAACUGAGGAUCUCUUUAGGACCUGCAACACUCAGCCACUGAAAACUAAUCAGAAAAGAAAAACUGUUUUCAAGAACAGCUUCAACUAUGUUGAGCCAGUUCAGAUCUGUCUAGGUCAGAAUGAGGCAGGCAAGGAGUGUUUUGUCCAGUAUGUUCCUAUUAAACAGACAAUUAAUUCUCUAUUUCAUUGCCAAUCAGUGCAGGAACAAUAUAAGCAAGUACACUCCAGUAUUGGUCCUAAGGAUAUUCUUAAGGAUGUGUGGGAUGGCAAAAAUAUGGCUGAGAAUGUGCUCUACCAGACUGAGAGCUCAUCACUGAGCUUGAUCCUGUAUCAGGAUGCAUUUGAAGUGGUAAACCCACUGGGAUCUGGAAAGAAAAAACAUAAGAUACUUGCAGUGUAUCUAACUCUUGCAGAUUUAAUGCCACACAACAGAUCCACCGAUCAAACGCAACUCGUUCUUCUCUGUAAAGGACAUGAUUUUAAGUAUUUUGGUCAAGACUUGAUUAUGGGCACCCUUGUCAAUGACCUUAAAGAUCUUGAGCUCAAUGGUGUUACCCUGUCUGACGGAAAGGUCUACAAGGGAACUUUGUGUGCCAUAGCAGGUGACAACCUGGGCUCAUAUAACAUAGGAGGCUUUGUGGAGAACUUCAGCAGGAGUUCACACUUCUGCAGAUAUUGUGAUAUCAGCAGAGAAGCAUUCCAUGCAGAUCCUCUCAUCCAGGGCACAAAACGUACAGUGCAGUCAUACAGUGAUCAUGUUCAGAGCAGUGAAGGACAGUCUACAUCUAGUGGAGGUGUUAAAUUUGACUCUGUGUUUAAUACGCUCAAAUACUUCCAUGUAUGUCAGCCAGGGUUGCCUCCAUGUCUUGGCCACAAUCUUUUUGAAGGUAUUGUAUCCUCUGAUCUGGCACUGUACAUUAACCAUCUUGUUAAGGUGGAUGAAAUGUUUAACUAUCUUGGGUUGAAUUGGCGAAUAAAUCAUUUCAAGUAUCUUGGUAGGGAUGCUAAUGACAAACCAUGUGCGGUUAAUCCAGAGGGUGGAAAAUUUGGGGGACAUGCUGUACAGAAUUGGUGUUUACUAAGAAUGUUGCCUGUUUUGAUUGGAGACAAAGUAAAAAAUCCAGGUGACAACGAAGUAUGGCAGUUGGUUUUGCAACUUAGAGAAGUUGUGGACCUCAUUUGUGCACCUGCCAUUUCAAAUGGCCAGAUAGCCUACCUAAGAGUUCUGAUCGGUGAAUAUUUGCAUUGCCGAAUGCAAACCUUUCCUGACAACCCACUGAAGCCCAAACAUCAUUAUGUCAGUCAUUAUCCUGAGCUCAUUAUCCAGUUUGGGCCACUCAUUCGCGUAUGGACUUUAAGAUUCGAGUGCAAACACACAUAUUUUAAGCAGUGUUUGAGGAAAUUGCGCAACUUUAAGAAUCCAUGUUCUACUCUUGCAGAGAGACAUCAGCCUCUGCAGGCCUUUCUGAGUGCUGGUACCUUCUUCCCUCCAGCUGUUUCAGUGGAGAGGGGCACACAAUGAGAACAUGCUCAUUGUGAUGAUAUUUAUUGAUAUUGAUGAUGACAGACUUGUUACUGGAAAAAUCAAAGUGGUUCUCGUUCAUAAGGAUUCAGCAGUAUAUUUUAUUGUUGAAAAGUAUCAUGCCCUGCGUAUUCCUGACAUGGGUGUUUACAGCCUCACACUGAUGCAGAGAAGCUACUGUUGUAUUGAUCAGGAGAAUCUGCUAGAUUACUGUCCCUUGCCUGAGUACACUGUCCAUGGCACACCACUGAUAAUUCUUCACCAUUCCUUCCCUCUAUUCCAGAAUGAUGGCAAACUUGAGUGAAGAAAUCAAAGAGAUCAUCUGCAAGACCUUGCAAAUCUGUCUGAAGAGACUAGAGCUUAGAUCUGGCCCAAAAAAUCCAGCCCGACCCGGCCCAAGCCCAUGCACGUUAUGUCCGGGACUGGCCUGGCCCGUCCAAUUAACUGUAAUUAACUGGGAGAGGUGCCAGUUCACCUCCUGGGCACUGCCGAGGUGCCCUUGAGCAAGGCACCGAACCCCCCAACCGCUUGGGACGCCUGACCAAAGGGUAGCCCCCUCACUCUGACAUCUCUCCACUUUGUGCAUGUAUAGGUCCUGUUUGUGCAUGUGUGUGUCUUUCAGACCUGUGUGUAAUUGACAAGCAAGAGUGAAAACAUUGAAUUUCUCCUCAGGGGGAUUAAUAAAGUAAAUAAACUUAAUUAUGGGCCCAAGCCCGAUUUAAACCCGACAGUAAGUUGGCUGUUAUAAUUAAGAGUAUUAAACCACAAUUCUUGUUAUUUGAAUGACAGAAAUAUAGGAUCUUAAUGAAUGGCACAACACGGAAGCAUGAUUAUGUAAUAAAACAGGUGUUUAUUUUAGGAUCCAGGUGGUGAAGGGCUGUGCGUGCACAAUGUUGUAACACUGGACGUGUGGAAAGGAUGACGCAGUUAUUCAGCAAUUAAACCAUCGUUUAUUACUGAACAGUACAGGUUACUGUUGGCCGUAACCACGCCAAAACAACCAACAAACAACAACUUAGCUGUAACUCCAUCUGUGCACUCCUGCUCUCUCCUCCAGCUCGUUCAUACACACACCAGCACGCGCACUCACACAGCCCUCCUCAUCCCUGUCACACUCGCAUCCCAUACCUCAUUCAAUCCCAAACAUGCCAUUAACUCACAGAACAGUUACUGCAGGGUCGCUACAAUACAUAGCCUAUAACAUUAUCAAAUCAUAGCUUUUUAAAAAAAAAAAAGUCACAUCUGACCGGCCGGCCUGGGCCCAUCAGAGGGAGGGGGGCUCCCGGCCCGACCCGGCUUGGGCCCGCGGACCGGGUCGGGCCGGGCUCGGGCUCGGGCUCGGGCAGAGAAUCUAAGCUCUAGAAGAGACAGUGGCAAAUAAUAUUGAAACCUCAGAGCUCUGGCUUGGAGUCAAAAGAAGACUUAAAAUAUGUCCAACAGGAAGACAUGGCUGAUCUGUUACGUGUUAUCCAGCACCGAAAACUCCUGGAUGCAUUCAAAUUAGAAACUGAGACAGUUACAUUGGAUUUUCAAGGCAUUCCAACUUCGUCACCACUGAGUAGUGAUUUGUCGGUGUCUGAGUCUUCAUUACCAUGAUGAUUAUGCACUCCGCCUCAUUCUAGCUCAUCACAGCUAUCGGCCAUUGCAUCAUGUUCAAGCCAGAUGAGAAACAGUGAGCCAAGCAACAGACCUUCCACAUCUCAGAUACUGAAAACAUGGCCAGAAACAUUCCAGGUCCCUUGGGAACAAAUGCCACAGGAAAUACGUUCUGCAAUUGCAGAUGGCAAGAGACCUAAACCAGUGGAGCGACGCCAGAUGGUAUGAGUGCUCGUGGAUGAAAUGAGAAGGUAUGAAGCUAACCCCACUCGCACAUAGUGCCUAACUGUGGUUCGAAAUAUCAUCAGGCAGUACCCAAACAGUUUUGCUGAUAUGACACCAGAUGGGUCACUUCUGGGUGGAGGUUAUACAUCACUGUUGAUUCAAGUGAAAAACCGCAUUGAGAAUGUGAACCGUGGCGUAAGCUUCUUACGCCACUGAUCCUCUACACAAAAGAGGGGUCCAACUGACACAUAUGGAUGUACAAGAUUUCAGCCACAGCUCCCCCCAGAAAAAACUGAUGAGACUUUGGAUCAGCACCACCAGAGACUAGAAGAGAUUUACAGACAGGAGGGUGUAGGUGGAGCAGAAAGAGCCGAAGUUAAAAAUCUAAUGGCACACUUGGAGAGGACCCAACUGGGCUGAUCCUUCUUGCAGAUGUACUUCAGAAGCCUACCUCAUUCGCUGUAUACCCCAUGCGUGUCAGCGAUAUUCACUGGGGACGCACGCGCUUCAUUGGUAUAAAUCCAGAGAGAGGGACAAAGGCCAAAAGGGGCAAGGUUGUCUCCAAGAAGAAAGGUGUGAUCGUCCAGAAGAAGUCUUCUGCAGUCAAUACACACGUCUCCAUGCUACUGAAGAAACUCCUUGACUUUGAAUGGAACUUCAAAUAGAUCAUGGCAAUACUGGAAUAAUACUGAGAGGAACAGCGGCAAAGUGAUGGUCAGUCAUGGUAAACUACAAGUCUAGCUCGCAGUGGCGCUGGUGCCUACCUUACAGUUUCUUCCCUAAAUGUUGUUAUUGAUGCAUAUUAUUGAUGCAUAUUGUCAAAAUGUUCUAACUGUACUGUAAUAGUUUAAGAAUCUCCUUAAUGCACAUUUUCAAAAUGUUCUUAAGUUUGUUUUCCAAAUGUUGCCAAUUCUGCGCAUGUUCAAAAUGUUAUUAUGAGUAG
Messenger RNA from Epinephelus fuscoguttatus (brown-marbled grouper), 5083 nucleotides. RefSeq lists its product as uncharacterized. NCBI's taxonomy places the organism in Eukaryota, Metazoa, Chordata, Actinopteri, Perciformes, Serranidae. Bases 160 to 2319 code for a protein of 719 amino acids. The transcript has 5 exons. The record is from RefSeq and is a predicted model, not a curated record.